GUCAUAGUGACUUUUUUUUUUAAACAGGCAACAUUAAGUGAUUAGUCACUUUGCUUGGUUCAACAAAAUUUUGUUUUCCUGCUUAAUUUCCGUUAAAAACGGCUAUUCAUCCUUAAUAAAGUGUAAAUAACAUAUCAUAUUAUCAGAAUGUCGUCCCGUAAGACCGCCGGCCGUCGUGGCACAAACAAGAAGCGUGCCCAGCGCGCCACUUCCAAUGUCUUCGCCAUGUUCGACCAGGCGCAGAUAGCUGAGUUCAAGGAGGCAUUCAACAUGAUCGACCAGAACCGAGACGGAUUUGUUGACAAGGAUGACUUGCAUGACAUGCUCGCUUCUCUUGGUAAAAACCCAACGGAAGACUACUUGGAAGGCAUGAUGAACGAGGCUCCGGGCCCCAUCAACUUCACCAUGUUCCUGACGUUGUUCGGCGAACGUCUGCAGGGCACGGAUCCUGAGGACGUCAUUAAGAACGCUUUUGGCUGCUUCGACGAAGAGAACAACGGCGUGAUAAACGAGGAGCGCCUCCGGGAGCUCUUAACCACGAUGGGCGACCGCUUCACCGAUGACGACGUCGAUGAGAUGCUGCGGGAGGCGCCCAUCCGCGGCGGGCUCUUCGACUAUGUGGAGUUCACGCGUAUCCUCAAGCAUGGCGCUAAGGAUAAGGACGAGCAGUAAGGGAGACAACGGCGGUUUUAUAAAGCUGAGGGGUACUAUUUUACAAGUGUUAUAUCUGGUUCUAACUAUAAAACUCCCGUGAGACUCAAAUAUUAUAUUUAUUUUAAAUCAAAUAUUACGAGAGUGAUCCGUUUAAAAUAAUUAUAAUAUGUUAUAUCUGGUUUAAUUUAAGUACCCAAUUAGUGCUAAGAUGACCAAGGAACCUUGGCACUUGUGGAAGGAACAAAAAUGCCGACAAUUUUUAGCAUCUGAGGGCAUUACAAAAAGUACUUUUAUAUUAUGUACUUGUAAAAUAAUUGCUAUUAGCUUUGUAUGGCUAAGGUUGGGUUCCCAAGUAAUACGGUUUACAUUUAAUAGAAUUUAAUAACAUUCUAAGGAUAACUUUGAUUGACUGUACUAAGACCGCAAGUUUAUAUGACACUGCUCCUGAUUCUGUGUGCGAUAUUUAUUUAACUCAUAUCAUAACUCAUGUAUAAACAUGACGUUGACGCCUAAAGCUAUACAGUUAAUAAGUUACCUUGAAUAAUAAUGGCAAAUAAUGAAGACAAUAAAACGUCUCUUGAAGAAACGUUAAUUUUGGUUUCUGUAAUGAUUUCUGUUGACAUUAGAAUUGUUUUGACUGACAUAAAUAUCUCUGCCAAAAGAUACCUAUAGCACGGAAUAAAUAAUAGUACUACCGUACAGAAAGGAAACUUCCUACAAAACCGAAAUUUGACAGCGGUUCAGGGUCGAAUCAUGAUGUCCCUUUCUAAUAUAUGGCACUAUCCCUUUUGGCUAUUUAGGGUUGUCAAAAUUCAGGUCAUUAUCUUAUCUGUGGUCGUGCACGCAAAGAGACGUCAAGUUGUGCCAACCCUAAUAAUUGCUCGGAGCAAUGCUGAGCCGAACGAGGCCGAGUUUGCCCGAAGCUAGGAGUUUCGCACCCCUGCCUAUAGUAUUGUCAUCAACUUAUAAUAAAGUUGGUUAAUAAGCUUCAACGACAUUUUAGUCAGUGUCCGCAAUAACAUUUUUCCACGAAGUGAAUUCAGAUAAACAAUAUUUAAUAAGUGCUGUUAAAUUUACUUGUCAAUCCAACCUUUAUACCUAACGAGUAUAUUUUUUAGAUUUUUAUAUAUUGCCAAACUAAAAAUUGUUAUAAGACAAUUAACCGUUUUAGAUUGUAAGUUUUAAGUUGAUGUUUAUAUGGUUUAUAAAAUCUCUAAAGGUACUGCGGUGCUAAAAUAUAGUACUUAUGAUAUUUAUUGCAUUUUAUAAGUUAUGCAUUUGUCUGAUAUUAUAAUUCCGUUUUUGGACCACUAAUAUAAGUUUUGGCCGUAUUUAAAUAAUUUCCAAUUAUAUGAUUUUAGAGUAGUUUCAUUACGGCUUCUGUAGAAUGUGAUUAGAUCAAAGUAUUAAAUCAUUCCUAGAAUUAAAAUUGGUUGGAAAAUGAAGUAUAUUUUAAGUUAAGA
This is a messenger RNA of Cydia strobilella, 2117 nucleotides long. It is a transcript of the gene sqh, whose product is annotated as myosin regulatory light chain sqh. Bases 148 to 672 code for a protein of 174 amino acids. The transcript has 4 exons. Lineage: Eukaryota; Metazoa; Arthropoda; Insecta; Lepidoptera; Tortricidae. Gene Ontology annotation, molecular function: myosin heavy chain binding; calcium ion binding. The record is from RefSeq and is a predicted model, not a curated record. Gene Ontology annotation, biological process: locomotion; post-embryonic development. Gene Ontology annotation, cellular component: cytoplasm; myosin II complex.